UACCAACUGAAGAAUGGCGAUGUUGGUAUUUUCAUCAGCUGGAUCAAUCAUUAAAGUAAUAUAAUGUACUUUUAGAGGAAUUGUUGCAGUUUUGUCGCAUUUUUUCAAGUAACACAGCUGGACACUGUUUAUGUCCGAGCGUUGUGCGACUCUUGAAAGUGAGACGAUGGAACAGCAGGUAUAUAACACUGCAAUUGAUUCAAUACUUGAAAAGGGGUCUUAUGAAGACUUUCUACUUAAUAACUUUCUUCUGCAGAAGAAGUCAAAUCCAAAGUAAGUCGCUCUGCAGCAAGACAUUUACGCCGAAAAAGACUUGUUGCAGCUCGUCGAGAAGCUGAGAAAAAUUUGCAGUCUGAAAUUAAUGUCUGUGAAGUUGAGCAAAGAGCUCCAGUGGAGGAAAGUGCAGUGAAUAAAGGUGUUACCUUACUGAAGUAUGUUGACCAUGAAAAUGUUAAAACAAAACAUUCGGAAAAUGUUACGCUCUUUCUGUUGAAUACAAAUAAUGUUUGCAAACUUAGCAAAAAUAAUGAUGUGUUUGGAUUGAGUAAAAACACCUUGGUAGAAGAUAACAAAAGUUCAGUUGGAAAAACCAAAAAAGAAAAAAAAAAAUUUAAUUCAGCUAUCUUGAAUUCUAACAUAAACACAUAUAGUCCUGUAAGUAUAGAAUCAUCCAAAUCAAAUAUGGAUUCUCAAGAGAAGUCACGAGAGCAAAUUAAGGCUGAAAGAGAAGCAAAAAAGGCAGCAAAGGCUGCUGCAAAAGGAAAGGGAAAAGUACAAGAUAAGCCCAAACCUGAAUCAUUAUCACAAUCUAAUAAAACUGAAACACCUAAAACUCAAGAAAAAGAAAAUGCUGGUCAUGUUAGUUCAAAAAGUGAAAUCAGUUCUACUAGUACUCCUGUUCCAGUAAAACAAACUAUAGCACCAAAAGAACAGAAAUUAGAAGACAAAAAGAUGAAUGAUGAGUCAAAAGCUGAAGAAAAAAGUAAAGCAGAGUUACGAGCUGAAAGAAGAGCUAAGCAAGAGGCUCAAAGAGCUGCAAAACAAGCAUUGGUGAAUGACAAGAAAAAAGUGAUUAAACCUGAAAAGGUGACUUCCAAGGAAAAAUCUUCUGCACCUGUAAGCAAAGAAGAACCAGUGAAAAAACUUAUAGUAAAAUCUGAGGUGAAAGAUAAUCUUCAUGAAGUGAACUUAUUUAAACACUUGUACAUAAACAGAAAAAAUAUUUCUCAGCUUAUCAAUAGCAGUAAUGUAAAAAUGCAUCCUGCUAUUUUAAGAUUAGGCAUACAAUAUGCUGAAAAAGUUAUUGUUGGUAGCAAUGCAAGAUGUGUUGCACUACUUGCAGCAGUGAAGCAAUUAAUCAAAGACUACGAACGUCCUUCACAAGCUGAUUUUACCAGAGGACUUGAAACUAGUCUCCAAGAAUCUAUAAAUUACCUCAACUUUUGUAGACCAUCUGCGGUUUCUAUGCAAAAUGCCUUAAAACAUUUGAAAUGGCAAAUGUCCACAUUACCUUCAACCAUACCUGAUCAAGAAGCGAAAACUAAAUUAGCAAAUGCAAUCGAUACAUACAUUCAAGAGCAGAUACUACUUGCUGACAAAGCAAUAUCAAAUGCAAUUCAAAAGAAGAUAUUGAAUGGAGACGUCAUAUUAACGUAUGGAUUCUCUUCGUUGAUUCACAAAAUACUUUGCGAUGCUUACACAGCUGGGAAAAAAUUUCGAGUUGUUGUUGUUGAUGGUAGACCAUGGUUAGAAGGCAAAGAGCUCUUGAGGAGAUUGGUCAAACAUGGAGUCGACUGUUCGUAUAUUUUAAUAAACGCGCUCAGCUUUAUUAUGCCCCAGGUGAGCAAGGUCUUCUUGGGUGCCCACGCAAUUCUGGCUAACGGCGCAGUUAUGUCUAGAGUUGGAACCGCACAAGUUGCUCUGAUAGCAAAAGCCUUCAAUGUUCCUGUUCUUGUGGCUUGUGAAACGCAUAAGUCCUGUGAACGUGUUCAAACGGACUCGAUCGUGUACAAUGAAAUUGGCGAUCCCGAUCAACUCGUAAAGAACACGUCGAACGGCUCUAAAAAAUCCUCUUUAUCAAAUUGGAAAAGUCGAAAAACGUUGAACUUGUUGAACAUAACGUACGACGUAACACCCGCAGAUCUAGUGACUGCGGUAGUGACUGAAUUGGCAAUUCUACCUUGCACAAGUGUGCCAGUAAUUCUCCGAAUAAAACCAUCCGAAAUGUGAAGGCUACUUGAGCGCCCAACAUUAUGACUAUUGAAGAAGGAAAUCGGUUAUACAGCUUUCGAAAUAAAUAAGUUUUUUAAUAACAUUCUUUGUAAGAUAUAUUUAUACAUAUGACGCACAGUUGUAUAAUAAUAUAUACGUGUAUAUUAUAAUAAAAAAAA
Molecule: messenger RNA, 2390 nt
Organism: Nasonia vitripennis (jewel wasp)
Lineage: Eukaryota; Metazoa; Arthropoda; Insecta; Hymenoptera; Pteromalidae
Gene: eIF2Bdelta
Product: translation initiation factor eIF-2B subunit delta
Exons: 7
Coding region: 682-2229 (515 amino acids)
Source: RefSeq, a predicted model, not a curated record